Messenger RNA from Fusarium venenatum, 243 nucleotides. The record is from RefSeq and is a predicted model, not a curated record. Lineage: Eukaryota; Fungi; Ascomycota; Sordariomycetes; Hypocreales; Nectriaceae.
AUGUCCAUGGGUUCAAAGCCGGUAAGGCAUAAUUGUAAUCUAGAAAGGUUAGAACUUUUGUGUAUAUAUGCCAAGAUCAAAAUGAGUCCGAAAAACAACGUUACAUCGGCUUCUUCCAUGCACUUCACCACCCAGCAGCAAAACCCUUUACAGGAGGUGGUCGUGUGCCCGGCAUAUUUCCAUCAACUCGUAGUGAAGGAGACUCCGCCAACCUACAGCGUGCCAUCCUUAGAACCCAACUGA